Molecule: messenger RNA, 852 nt
Organism: Hydatigera taeniaeformis
Lineage: Eukaryota; Metazoa; Platyhelminthes; Cestoda; Cyclophyllidea; Taeniidae
Source: the annotation of a GenBank genome assembly
AUGGCGCCAAUUCACAAACUGAACCCGACGUUCGACCUUCCCUUCCGUCAACCUCCUUCAGUCCACCUUCACUAUUCACCCACCAACAACUUUGGUCUGUUAGUGUUUGCCUUGACGGAUGCGCAAAGCAUGGGUAUCACACCUCCUCCUCCCCCUCCCCCUCCCCCUCCCCCUCGAGUGCAAGGCAAAGACGCAGGCGCACCUGCACUUGCUCAGUUAUGCCUUCUUUUUCUUCUUCUUCUUCUCCUCCUCCUCGUUCCUACAAUGCACAAGAAAGCACACACCGAUCCCUUCAAACUGACCCUUUUCAAAGCCAAACGACAUGCGAUUACGGGAUCGGAUCGCCUCAUUGCUCUGCAACGCGUGAAAUGCACCGGCUCCUCAGUUUGCCCUCGACAUUCGAGCAUCAUUAACUCUGAAUUGUUUGUGUAUGCCAAAGUCACAAGCUUGAGAGCAUUCGAGGAGGAGGAGGAGGAGGAGGAGGAAGGUUCUCCAUUCCACUGGCCUAUGCAGCAGCAUCCGAUAUCUCUUUUCACCCCUAAGUCACGUGCAGAGAUUCACUCUAACAGACGUAAUCAGCUAGUGACGGUAGAACGAAAGCGUGAUUUCCUCUCCACCUUCCCCAUAUUCGAUAGCCUAAGCGGUGGUGCAACAGAGAAAUCGUUGCUUUGGCGCUUUAUUCUAUUCAGAAAGGGUGCUUCCCAGUUGCAGCCUUCUAUCCGCCCUCUUUUGGAGCGACAGGUCACCGAACAAGCUAACCAGCUUCUUCGUAAUCGGCCUGCACUCUCCUCUUGUGCUGCUGCUGAUUGGUUACUUGAUGCGUUCCACUUGGAAAAGAAUGCUCCUGGAUGA